GGGCGGGGGGACGGAGGGGCGACGGGACCCUCCCCAAACGGAAGCGGAGCGAAGGGCUGAGCGAGAGUGAGAGCGGCGAGGAGAGCGACGGCGAGGAGCGGCUGCUCAGCACCCCCAGGAGGAAAAAGCUAAAAAGCACUUCAAAGUAUAUUUAUCAGACUCUGUUUCUGAAUGGUGAAAACAGUGAUGUUAAAAUAUGUGCCCUGGGAGAAGAAUGGAACUUGCACAAGAUAUACCUCUGUCAGUCUGGCUACUUUUCAAGUAUGUUCAGUGGGUCUUGGAGAGAAUCCGGAAUGGACACAAUAGAAUUGGAAAUUCCUGAUCAAAAUAUUGACAUAGAAGCCUUACAGGUUGCCUUUGGCUCACUUUACCGGGAUGAAGUGUUAAUCAACCCUAGCAGAGUCAUUGCCCUUCUAGCAGCUGCCAGCAUGUUACAGCUGGAUGGCUUAAUACAGCAGUGUGGUGAGACAAUGAAGGAAACAAUUAAUGCAAAAACCGUGUGUGGUUACUAUAAUUCUGCGGGAACAUAUGGAUUAGAUUCUUUGAAAAAAAAGUGUCUUGAGUGGCUCUUGAACAAUCUGAUGACCCACCAGAGUGUGGAACUCCUCAAAGAACUCAGCAUAAACCUCAUGAAACAGCUGAUUAGUUCCUCUAACCUGUUUGUCAUGCAAGUAGAAAUGGACAUAUAUACUGCUUUAAAGAAGUGGAUGUUCCUUCAGCUGCUGCCUUCUUGGAAUGGAUCGUUGAAACAGCUGUUAAGUGAAGCAGAUGCCUGGUUCUGCAAGCGCCGGAAAGAUUUUGAGGAUGGGAUCUCAUUUUUGGAAACAGAACAAGGAUAUGCAUUUAUACCUGUGUUCAAAUAUCUGAGGCUGCAGUAUAUAAUCAGCGAUCUGGCAUCUGCAAGAAUUAUUGAAAGAGACAGCCUGAUCCCUGCAGAUUGGCUGUUCUCUGUUUACAAACAGCAGUGGUUUGCCAUGCUUAGAGCAGAACAAGACAAUGACUUUGGGCCUCAAGAGAUUAAUAAAGAGGAACUAGAAGCAAACAGUAUGCGGUGUGGCAGAAAACUUGCCAAAGAUGGUGAUUAUUGCUGGCGAUGGACAGGCUUCAACUUUGGCUUUGAUCUGCUGGUCACAUACACCAACCGUUACAUUGUCUUCAAGCGCAACACGCUCAAUCAGCCCUGCAGUGGCUCCGUCAGUCUGCAGCCCCGGAGAAAUAUUGCUUUCAGGCUGCGCAUGGCUUCUUUUCAUAGCAGUGGGAAGCUUAUUUGUAGCAGAACUGCAGGAUACCAGAUACUAUCCCUGGAAAAAGAUCAGGAACAAGUAGUGAUGAAUUUGGACAGUAGACUGCUGGUCUUCCCUCUGUACAUCUGCUGCAACUUUCUGUAUACUUCCCCUGAGAAGAGAAGAGAAAACGAUGGGCAGUGAGAUAAGCCAGCCAGCCGAGAUUGACUUUUGAAACAUCUUUUGUGGUCACUCUCAUUUGGAAGCUCCUGAUGCCCUGAAAGAAACAUCGUGAAAUGGUCUUAUCUGUUGAAGAGAAAGAGAGGGGCAUCUGACAUCCUAGGGUGGUCAGCCCAUGCCCAGCCGUUAUGACUAAUGGGUGAGAUACGUUGGGAGCUAUAGUUUUUGAGGCAUUGGGAGCCACUCCUGCUGCAGCAGAUAUAUGCAAAUCCCACCUCACGUCUCUACAUUCCUAUACACCCGUCUGAAUAGCUGAAGCUACUUACUGUUACCCCAUUUUCUCCUGUAAGUUCUCGGCCCUAGAGAAUGAGACAUAGAAGGAUUGCCACCAGUUUCCUGGCAAUACAGGAAGACUUUGAACACCAUUCAUUAGCUGGGCCUGCUUAAUUAAAAGGGAGUGGGAUGAUGUAUCAAUAAAGCCCACAAAUUAACUUUAAUGGAGAACACAACAUUUUUUUUAUGGUCUCUUGAUUUGUUCUUCUGACCAAGCCUUUCAUUGUUAAGGGUCAGUUCCCGGCUUGGUGAAAUCUCUGGAUUGUUUUUAAUUCAUUAUACUUGUAAAUAACUUCCUAUUGAGUUGAAAACUUUAUAUAUCCUGUUAUGUUUCCAAGAAAUAUAUAUAUUUUUAAGCAUU
This is a messenger RNA of Thamnophis sirtalis, 2097 nucleotides long. It is a transcript of the gene GMCL1, whose product is annotated as germ cell-less 1, spermatogenesis associated. Gene Ontology annotation, biological process: germ cell development. The record is from RefSeq and is a predicted model, not a curated record. NCBI's taxonomy places the organism in Eukaryota, Metazoa, Chordata, Lepidosauria, Squamata, Natricidae. Gene Ontology annotation, molecular function: protein binding.